AUGGAUGAGAGAACGAAAAUCGUAGAUGUAUGGGCAAAUAAUUUAGAGGAGGAAUUUGAAAAAAUAAGAGAUGUAAUCGAAAGCCAUCCUUAUGUAGCCAUUGACACAGAAUUUCCUGGUAUAGUUGCAAGACCGACAGGCAAUGUGGUAGAUUAUAACUAUCAAACGAUAAAAUGUAAUGUAGAUUUAUUAAAGGUCAUACAACUAGGUGUAACCUUUUCUAAUGGAAAAGGUGUUUUGCCUAGAGUAUCGACAUGGCAGUUUAAUUUUAAAUUCGACCUUGAUAGUGAUAUGUAUGCUCAGAAUUCAAUAGACUUUUUAAAAUUAAGUGGAAUCAAUUUUGAAAAACAUCAAUCAUUAGGCAUUGAGCUAUUACAUUUUGGUGAAGUAAUUAUGUCAUCUGGUUUAGUUAUGAAUGAAGACGUAAAAUGGAUAUCAUUUCAUGGUUGUUAUGAUUUUGCAUACCUAUUAAAAAUAUUAACAUGCUGUGCAUUGCCACAUAGUGAAGGAGAAUUUUUUGACUUAUUACAUGAUUUUUUCCCAUCGCUUUAUGAUAUAAAAUAUUUGUUAUUAAAUUUAAAUAUUAAGCAAUUAAGUCGCACAUUUUCUUUACAAAAAAUUAGUGAAAUUUUAAGUGUUAAAAGAAUAGGAAGACAGCAUCAAGCGGGUUCAGACUCAUUAGUUACUUGUAAAACAUUUUUUAAAUUAUUAGAAUUAUAUUUUGAUAAUAAAAUAGAUGACAAAAAAUAUUCAGGUAUUAUAUAUGGCUUGGGAACCACUAUAAAAAAUUACAAUAAUAAAUUUGAUGAUAAUGCAUAUAAACAUAAUAACAACAAUAAUAAUAGCGGUAACAAUAAUGGUGUUUACUACGGAAAUAAUAAUUAUCUGAAGAAAAACAAUAAUAAUGGUAAUAAUACGUCAAUUUACGGAAAUCAUUAUUGCAACGAUAAAAAUAAUGACAAUAAUAAUAACAAUAGCCAAUAUUGGGACGGAAAAAAUGAUAUAAUGUCAGCAAAUAAUACUAACAACCAUUAUAUACAUAACAACAUUAAUAGUAACAAUAAUAGUGAUUUAUAUACUUAUGUGGAUAGUACAAACAAUAGGGAAUAUAUGAUUGCUUUUAGUAAAGAUGCAGUAAAAGGAAAUAUAAAAAGUGAUGUACUAUAUAACUUAUAUUCAGAUAUUAAUCAAAACAAUUAUAAUAUGAUACCAGGUAUGAAUAAUAUGGGAGCAAAUAAUAAUUUUAACACAAAUAUAUGCAAUAAUAACAAUAAUAACAAUAAUAACAACGGAAACAUCAACAAUACUAAUAGCAGUAUGAACAAUUUUUCUAUUAAUAAAUAUAAUACAUCACAAAUAAUUAAUUCUAUAAAUAAAAAUGGAAGAAUGAGUUUAGUUAAUAAUGCAUACAUUAACAAUAACAAUAAAAUUGGAGAUAAUAUUAAUGAAAAUAACCAUAGUAGAAUGAACACCAAUGAUGUUAGUAGUAAUAGUAAUGUUGUUAGUAUUGGCACACAUAAUAUGGGAAUGCUGGAUACUAUUGGAAACAUUGGGAAUGUUGAUGGAAUUCCUAGUAUGGGAAACGUAGGAAGUUUUAAUCAAAUAAAUAAUGGUAAUAAUAAUGGAGGUAAUUGUUUUAACGACUGUAUAAAUUAUUCUGACAAUGGAAAUAAAAUGGGAAUGGACUCUUCGAAACUUAUGAAUGUAAUUUUUAAUGAUAUUCAUUCGAAGGCCGGAAAUAAUAGCUUAAAUAAUGAUUUGAGCAAUAUAAAUAAUGGGAAUUUAAAACGUAUGAAUAGUAACAACAUGAGCGAUGGCAAUAUGAACAGGAAUAUGGGAAAUCUUAACAAUGGCAUAAUAAAUUUAAAUGGGACAAAUAUAAGCAACUUAAACAGUUCUAUGAUUUUAAAUACAUUAAGCAAUAUGAACAACAUUGGAAAUAUGAAUUCAAAUAUUAAUAUAAAAAAUUUAAGAAAUUUAAAUAAUGAGAUAAAUAUUAACAAUUUUAAUAAUGACAUUCACACUAAUAAUGUAAAUAUGAACAGCAUAAAUAUGAGUAACAAUUGUGCUAUGAAUGUUAAUAAUCAAAAUGGAAGUAUUAAUAAUAUGAACAUAAAUGGGAAUAUAAAUAUAAAUAAUGUUUAUGAUGGGUUUCGGAAUAUUACAAAUGUAGCGAAUAAUGGUAACAAUAGUAACAAUAAUAAUAAUGUUAAUGAAUUAAAUCAUUUGAGAAAAAAUAAUACCAACAAAUUGGAUAUAUCUGAUGAUAAUUUAAUAAAUGUAUGUAAAGGGUCUUUCGAGUCAUAUAAUACUAAUAAUAAUGUUUUAUCUGCAAAUAUGACCCCGGGAAAUUUAGGAACUAAUAACAAUAAUAAUGUAUGUAUGGUCAAUGUAAAUUAUGCUAAUUAUCCUAACCCAAUUGGAAAUAACGCUAAUACUAACAAUGCUAACAACAAUGGUAAUAAUAUGUUUUUACAUAAUAUGAACAAUUCAAAUAUUGGGAAUAAUGAAAAUAACCAAAUUAAUAAUAAUAUGAAUAAUCAUAAUUAUUAUUCCAUGCAAAAUAAAUAUAAUUCAAUGGGGAAUUUUUCAACUAUUAUGAAUCCUAUACUUGAUAAAGGAGUAGCAGAAAAUUGUGAUUCUGAAAAAAGAGUUAUGGAUAAUAGAAACAUAGUUAAUAGUAGGAACAAGAAUAUAUGCAACAGUAAUAGUAACACAUACAAUAACAAUAAUAAUAGUGACAUAAAUACAAAACUCAAUAUAAAUAAAAAUUCAAUCAAUAAUAAAAUUAAUGCUUCACAUAUUAAUUACGGAAAAAAUAGCUGUAUUUCAAACUCUUUAAAUGAUAAUAAUUAUAAUUUUAAAGGAACACACAAAAUUAAUAUUAUGGCAAAUAACGAUAUGGUAAAUAGUUCUACUCAAAAUGGCACACCAAAAAACGAGUUUAGCAACAGUAACAAUAGCAGUAAUAGCAAUAAUAGUAAUAAUAAUAGUAACGAUGAUGAUAUAAACACUUUGCAGCAGAAUGUUCAUCUGAAUAGGGAUGACAAUUUUAAAGAUGAUAAAAGUUCUAGCUUAAAUAAAACAGCAAUAGCUAACAUGAAUUUGAAGCAUCCACCUCCCCCACCUCCUCCACCUCCCCCACCACCUAUAAAUAAUAAUAUGCCAAAUAUGUUGAACAAUAAUAAUAGUAUAAACUCCAUUAAUGGAAAUAAUAACGAAACUAAUAAUGAUCCCAGUGUUAACAAAAAUAACGGUAUUAUGAAAAACAUAAACCCUUCUCCAUCUAUGAAUAAUAUCAUCAAUAUAUUAAAUGGCAAUAAUAAUGAAAUAAAAGGGAGCAAUGCUAGCAGCUCUAAUAACGCCAAUAAUUUGACAAAGCAUCCCUCAAAUAAUUCUAAUAUAAGCACUUGCAAUAAAAUAAAUUACACAUAUGGUAAUGCAAGGGGAAAUUAUGUAAACAGUGUAAACAGAAACAAUUCAAAUUGCUCUAAUAGCUCCAAUCCAGUUCAUAUGUAUAAUAAUAGCGUAUCAAAUAAAAGUUCGGUUGAUAGUUCAAAUUUUAUAACUAAUGCUAACUUAAAUAGAGAUAAUACAAGUAAUUCUAACAAAAUGGGGAAAAAUUUUAGCUCUGUGACAAAUAUAAAUAAUAGUAUGAAUGAUCAAAAUGGCAAUAGAGGAGUUAAUAAUCACAAUAUUAGCAAAGACUCAAUAGGAAGCAAUAAUAAUGAUGGAAAUAUUGUGGCUUGUGUUAAAGACAUUGCUAAAAGUAAUAGCAAUACUAGUAGGAGUAAUAGCAAAAAUAGUUUGAUGGAUGGCUCUAAAGGUAGCAAUUAUAGUAGUAAUAACAAUAAUAAAAAUGGUAAAAAUAAUAAUAGUAAUAAAAAUGGAAAUAAAAAUAAGAGCAAAGGAAAAAAUAAAAAUAUUAAUGAUAAUAAUCAUAUUAACGGUAAUAAAAAUAAUGAAAAAAAUAGUAAUAAAGGCAAUGAUAAUAAUGGAAGUAACAAUAAGAGUCGAAAUAACAACAAUAAUAGUAACAAUAAUAAUUCUAUGAAAAAUAAAGUUGGUGAUAAAAAUAAUGAAGAUAGCAUUUUUGAUAAUAAUGCAACAGAUAAUAAUAGUAACUAUGUUUUAAUUAAUCAAAGAAAAAAUGAAAACAAAAAUUAUGCAAAUUUAAGUACCAAAGGCGAUGAUAAUAUUUCAAGAAUCAAUAAUAAUAAUAAUAGUGCUGUAAAUAAUUCAAAUAAAGAAUUAAUUGACGAGCAAGCCAAAGCACGAAACUCAGAUAAAAAUAUAUACAAUAAUUUUUACAACAAUGUGAAUUAUUUUAAAUCUGAUAAUAACAUGAAACAGCAUAGCAGAAUAAUGGGAAGAGGCACUGGAUUUACUAAAAAUAAUACAAACCAAUUAUUAAUGAAAAAUAAUUUUCAUAAUAAUGGUUUAUUAAAUAAUGAAAUUUUAAGUCAUGGAGUAAAUGUUAAUAAUAAUGAUAAAAAUGAUUUUAUUAAUAAUACCGAUAAUUUGAAUUCUCAAAAUAAUUAUUCCAAUAAUGGAAAUGACUAUGGAAGUGAUGUAAACAGUUACCCAAAUAACUUAAAUAAUUACACAGGCAAUGUAAAUAAUAAUUAUUCAAGAAAUUUAAAUAGCUACACUAACAAUAUAAAUAACUACACAGAUAUGUUAAACCAGGGAAUGAACUACAAUUCGAAUAUAAAAAAUAAUAACAAUAAAGGAGUGACAAAUUAUGGUGAUGAAUCACAUAAUAAAAUUGGAAACAUUAGUAUGAUGAAUAUGGGACGGAUUAAUCAUGUUUCUAAUUUUAAAAAUAAUAAUGCCAAUACAAUUAGUAAUAACAAUUUUGACAAUAAUAAUGAAUUAAAUCAAAACAAAUUAAAUGAUAACAUUAGCAUGAGUAUAACGAAUAAUUUUAUGAACAAAAAAAUGAAUAAAGAAAACAUAAGCAUGGUAAAUUAUCCUAUGGUAAAUAAUAUCAAUAUGAAUAGUUUUUAUAUGAAUAAUGAAAAUUCAAUUGGGAAAAUAAAUAUGAAUCACGGAAAUCAAAAUAACAGUAAUUUUUUUUUUAAUGAUAAUAAUGAAAAUAGCGGAAGUAAUAUUGCUAACAUAAUUUCAAAUGAUCAAAAUUAUAAUUCCUACUCAGAACAUUUUACAAAUAAAUUAUCUAAUAAAUCAUUGAAUGAAAAUAAUAAUAGAAACUUACAUGGAUCUAUAUACAAUGAAAAAAGAGACAAUUCAAAAAUAAUCUAUAAUUACAAUGAACAAAUUUUUUUAAAUGAAAAUAUGCUAACAGAAAAUUUGGGAUCUUUUGAAUCUGCACAGGAAAACAUUUAUUCUUAUCCAAAUUAUGACAUUAAGAAUAAAGAUAGAAAUUAUUUUUAUGAUUCUUAA
Plasmodium berghei ANKA is the source of this 5406-nucleotide messenger RNA. Its product is annotated as CCR4-associated factor 1, putative. The transcript has a single exon. The record is from RefSeq and is a predicted model, not a curated record. Lineage: Eukaryota; Apicomplexa; Aconoidasida; Haemosporida; Plasmodiidae. Bases 1 to 5406 code for a protein of 1801 amino acids. Gene Ontology annotation, molecular function: nucleic acid binding; poly(A)-specific ribonuclease activity. Gene Ontology annotation, cellular component: P-body; CCR4-NOT core complex; CCR4-NOT complex.